AUCAUCCUCCUGAUGUUGUUUCCCCACUCCCUCUCCUCAUGGGCUUUCCCUUUUGAAGUCUGCCAUGUUGUAUCAUGUUUCAGGAAUGUUGCCGGUCAUCUCCACCCAACCUCUGUCCAACCUUGAGCUGACACUGAGCCCUGAUGGAAGUCGGGUGAGCAACCACAAGUGUUCCAAUCUCCUGGAUUACAGUGAGAUCCAGACCAAGCACGGUUUCAUCAAAGAACCUGCCAGGAGCCCAGAUAUAAUCAGUGAGACACUACCCUACCAAUACAGCUCUUCUCUGAGGUCUGCCCGGACCCUCCGCUUUUACCACAACCUUGACCUUGAUUCCUGCCUCUGGGAAUUCAGCAACUACUACGACAUGUCAGAACUCCUGACAGCCUGUGGUGGCUCUGUCAGCACUGAUGGCCAGGUAUUAAACUUAGUGCAGUCCCAUGUCACCCUGCGAGUGCCCCUCUUUGUCUCCUAUGUCUUUCAUUCCCCAGCAGCAAUUGGGGGCUGGAAGCAUUUUGACCUGCGGUCUGAGCUGAGGCUUACUUUUGUGUAUGACACUGCCAUUCUGUGGAAAGAAGGCAUUGGCAGUCCCCCAGGAUCAGAGCUUCAGGGAACUCUUCACCCAACCAGCAUGCACAUCAAUGAGGAAGGACAGCUGGUGGUCGACUUCCAAACAGAGAUCCGGUUCCAAGGACAAUUUGUGAUGUCUCAUCCAGGAACAUCUCUGACAUCAGUGGUGAUGUCUGUGGAUCACCCCGGUCUCACCUUCACCCUCACCCUCUUGAGCAGUGAGCCAACCUUCCACCGGCCAGAGCAGCGGUGGAGUUUUGUCUCGGACUUUGCUAUUCGGGACUACUCGGGGACCUACACCAUCAAACUUGUCCCAUGUGUGGCUGCCCCGCAACAAGAACAUACUCUGCCUAUGACAUGUCACCCACGGGAGCCAAUCGCUUUUGACCUUGACAUCAGGUUCCAACAGGUCAGUGAUCCGGUAGCGGCUGAAUUCAGCUUAAACACGCGUCUGCUCCUCUUCUCUAAAAAGGAACUCUGGGAGUCUGAUGAGCGCGUGGGCUCUGGAGCGGGCUCUGAUGUAGCCUUUCCGGAAGGUUCCACCAUCUACGGGCGGGUCUCGGUGGAGCCCGCUCAGAAUCUGGGGGCCGCUUUUUCCUGCAGCGUCGAGCAAGUCUUCCUGUGCACGGGGGUGGACGGGCACGUGCCCAAGUACAACCCAGAGAAUGAAGAUUUCGGAUGCCUGGCUGACUCGCCCUCUCUGCUGCACAGAUUCAAGAUCCUGGUGGGCAGCCGUCCCCCUCUUUAUCUAGCAGGGCCCCCUACCUGCCCCGGGUAGAGUAAGGAAAAGCGGCACUGGUACGCGGCGAUCACAGCCCCGCCCCCCCCCCUCACGGUUC
This is a messenger RNA of Sarcophilus harrisii (Tasmanian devil), 1406 nucleotides long. RefSeq names its product FRAS1-related extracellular matrix protein 2-like. The transcript has 7 exons. The record is from RefSeq and is a predicted model, not a curated record. Bases 65 to 1345 code for a protein of 426 amino acids. NCBI's taxonomy places the organism in Eukaryota, Metazoa, Chordata, Mammalia, Dasyuromorphia, Dasyuridae.